GAUCAUUUCGUACACAACUUCUUCUGGGUCACCCGAUGCCGGCUUAUUUGCAGCAGAAACUUCAGCAUUGCGACCACGACAUGUUGUGACGUAGGCUGGAUUGUCUUCUGUCUUCACAUCAGUAUUGGCCUCAUGAGAAGUUCUAACUUUGACGCAUGCAGCGAUGGUUCCAGCAGUCACCGCUAUUAUUCCAAACACUGCUAAGACGCCUCCAACCGCCAGUAUAGUGGAUUGAGCCUGGCUCUCUGUAUCAGGAACUGUGCUAUCAGGGCCUACC
Geodia barretti is the source of this 277-nucleotide messenger RNA. Lineage: Eukaryota; Metazoa; Porifera; Demospongiae; Tetractinellida; Geodiidae. The record is from the annotation of a GenBank genome assembly.